AUGCAGACCAUGAGACCGUGCGCCCGCGCGGUCUGCGCCCACUGCGGCUGCAACGUCAGCCUGCUGGGGCUGGAUGGCCUGGGCAUCCUUCGCAGGAAGCAUGAGAGGCAGUGCCGAUCCGAUGCACAGCCAAGCAGGCGGUUGCCGUUGCUGCCGCGAGUCGACAUCUCCGUGGACGUGCGGAUCUUGUCCAGCGAGGACGUGGCGCGGAUGCUCUCGCUAACGCCAAACGAGCUCCGUGAGUUCAAGAGAAUUGACCCGGAGUUGGCCAAGGAGGUCAUGAGCGUGGCAGUGGUGGGGUGGCGCCCGGGAAUCGAUGCAGAAGCCACCCUGCGCCCGGCCAUGGCCAUGGGGCCUGGAGAUGGCGACAAGAUCAUGGUCCAGGCGCGGGCUCCGCGCAUCCCCGUCCCCGUCGUGCAGUCGGUGGAGUUGGCUUAG
This is a messenger RNA of Symbiodinium natans, 438 nucleotides long. The record is from the annotation of a GenBank genome assembly. NCBI's taxonomy places the organism in Eukaryota, Dinophyceae, Suessiales, Symbiodiniaceae.